UAAAAUGGCCCUGGGUUGUGUGGUGUUCUUUCUGCUUGCAGGGUGUAGUUCAGCGCUGGAAAAUACACAGGCCUCAACUGUGUCUCAAAGAUGUAAGGAGGAUACCAACACUUUCCUCUCGGAAAUGAAUCACGAGAGACCAAAGGAAUACGCUGUUCUCAUGUAUGAUGCAUAUGGAAAGAUGGGUAGUGAUGUUGAAGGAGGUAAUGUCAACCAGCCUGGCUCGCAGCAGCAGUGUCGCUCUGCCCACGGUCCCACCUUCUCUGGACAAUACUGCCAGGUGUUCCUUCAGCAGGGAACAGUCCAGUACUUUGUGGGUAUUUGUGUUCCUGACUCCUGCGGUGAAGAGGAUGUGCAAACGUUGGUGCUGCAUGGGACACUUCAGUUUGGUCAGAUGUCCCUCAUCCCUCCUUUUCCUUCCAUCUUGGUGAAUCAGUCCACUCAGGAGAUGAUCAUGAUCCAGUGUUUAUCCAGCACCAUUGCACCAGAUGGAUCAGGUGUCACCUGCCUGUUUGUGUGUUGUGUAAUGAUAGCAGUUCCUCUUGCUGCUACCUUGUUCACCUCUAUAAUAAAGUGGCAAAGGAACAGAGAGGUCAGUCCAUCAUUAGAGUCUUCCUGUUCAAAGACUGGCCUCAACCAUUAUGGGACCCUGAAGACCAAUGGCUCCUCUAGCACUGAAAUGAAUACCAGCACUUCAGAUGAAAAUAAUAGCACCAGCUACACAUCACUGUCUUUUCCUCGAAGCUGUGUGAUGCAGUGCCUGCAGGCAUUUUCUCUACAGAAUACCUGCCAAGGUGUCUUGAACAGCUCUUCAUCCAUCCCAGGAGGAGGCUACUCCUCCCUGAAUGGCAUUCGUGUUCUCAGCCUCUUGUGGAUCAUAUGUGGCCACUCUGCACUGUUCUCUGCAUUGAACAACUUGGAUAACUACAAAAUCUGGCUGAAAGCAGUAGGAAGCAGUCCACUGCAUGUGUUUCAUAGCGGACCUGUUUUUCUGGCUGUAGACACCUUUUUACUGCUAGGGGGUCUGCUUAGUGCAAGGUCUUUGCUAAGCUCCAUCAGCAGGUCUGAGGACAAACUGAGCCUCUGCUUGGUGGUCAGCUACCUCUUCAAGAGAAUUAAAAGGAUUCAGCCACUAAAUAUGUUCAUUAUGUGUCUAACAAUGGGCCUCAUCCCUUUGAUCCAGUGGGGACCCUACUGGUUCUCAGUUUCUGACAUAGAGAUGAAUUGUAAGACGUACUGGUGGGCUAAUGUACUGCUGAUUAACAAUGUCCUCUAUGUCGAUGAUAUAUGUAUUCCUUGGUCAUGGUACUUGUCUCUUGACUUCCAGUGUUACGCCACCACUCCUCUGUUGAUCUAUUUUUACAGAUUGAAUAGAGGUGUGUUCACAGCUGUGGCAGGAGGCCUGUUGUUGAUGACCACUGCUGCUGGUGCUAUCACAACUGCACUCCUGCAGUUGCAAGUCUUCCACCCAUCUACAGCGACAACUCACAGUUAUGUCAUAUAUUACUAUGUGCAACCCUACACAAGAUAUGGGCCAUUUUUGAUAGGGAUCUUGACUGGAAUACGCUUGAUGUCAAAGAAAGAUCGUCUCUUUAAACAUAAGUGGCAGGUGGCACUUGGUUGGUUCUGCUGUCUUUCAGUCAUGGCUGUGGUGGUUGAAUUGGCCUACAUCCUCAAGGAGACCCCAGCUUAUCCAUCCGUACCACAUGCCCUCUAUCAAGGACUGCACAGAAUACUCUGGGCUCUGGCUGUGACCUGGAUCAUACUGGCCUGUGAAGAGGGUUAUGGAGGUUUUAUCAAGAGCUUCUUGUCAUUAGGUUUCUGGGUCCCAAUUUCCAACAUUGGUUUUGCUUGCUAUCUGUUACAUCCAGUCAUCAUGAUGGUCUACUCUGGCUUACAAGCGACCCCGACACAUUACACAGACCUCAACUUUCGUAAGUGCUUAUAACAGCCCAUUUCUUUCAGUUUAAUUUCUGCAAAAAGUAUUUCCAUCAGGCU
Molecule: messenger RNA, 1998 nt
Organism: Lates calcarifer (barramundi perch)
Lineage: Eukaryota; Metazoa; Chordata; Actinopteri; Centropomidae
Gene: oacyl
Product: O-acyltransferase like
Exons: 14
Coding region: 5-1948 (647 amino acids)
Molecular function (GO): acyltransferase activity, transferring groups other than amino-acyl groups
Source: RefSeq, a predicted model, not a curated record